This is a messenger RNA of Ceratosolen solmsi marchali, 3727 nucleotides long. RefSeq names its product DNA topoisomerase 1 (gene Top1). Gene Ontology annotation, molecular function: DNA topoisomerase type I (single strand cut, ATP-independent) activity; DNA binding. The coding region runs from base 1 to 3285 and encodes 1094 amino acids. Gene Ontology annotation, biological process: chromosome segregation; DNA replication; DNA topological change. Gene Ontology annotation, cellular component: chromosome; nucleolus. The transcript has 13 exons. The record is from RefSeq and is a predicted model, not a curated record. Lineage: Eukaryota; Metazoa; Arthropoda; Insecta; Hymenoptera; Agaonidae.
AUGACAGGCGUCAUAAUUAACCUCUCAUUGAUUGAUCAGUUCGUCGAGUCGGCCUCUCCGUCCGAAAGUAACGAAGCGAAUCUUACGUGGGAAAUAGUCGGUACAGGAGAGGGCCUUGGUGGUCUCGCGCACAAGACCUCGAGAGCGAGCGAGCGAGCAAGAACGCAGAGCAGCUCCGUUCUCAUUCUCGGCUCACGCCAGAGUCUAUCACCCGCAGCGCGGCGAAAAAUGGAGCACGGGGAGCCCUGUCCAAGGGCCGAGGUCGACCUGGAGAAGAAAGCCAAGGAGAAUAGUAGUGCCGCGGGUAAUCAUGGAGAUGCUCAAAUGAAUGGUAUGACUAAUGGUUACGAUCAUAAAAAAGAGCACAAGUCUGAACACAAAGAUAAAGACAAAGAACGAAGUCACAAGUCUGAACACAAGGAUAAAGAAAGAAGUAAAGAUAAAGAAAAGAGCCAUAAAAGUGAACAUCGAGAUAAGGAUCGACAUAAACAUAGUUCCAGUUCUUCAAAGGACAAAGAAAAGCAUAGCAGUAGUAGUAGUAGCAAUAGCAAGGAUAAGGAAAGAGAUAAAGAAAAGAACAAAGAUAAGGAUAGGAAAAGUAGUUCAUCCAGUCGAGAUAAAGAACACAAGGGCUCAACCAGUUCAAGCCGAGACAAAGAAAAAGAUAAGGAAAGAAGCAAAGACAAAGAACAUCAUAAGUCAAGUUCAAGCUCUAAAGACAAGCACCACAGCAGCAGUUCGAAGGAUAAAGAAAGGAGUAAGGACAAAGAUAAACACAAAGAUAGACACAGUUCCUCUCAAAGUUCUUCUCGGGAGAAGGAUAAGGAGAAGAGCUCUAAAGAUAAGGAGAAGAAGCAUUCCUCUGAUAAAGACAAAGAUCGCCAUUCCACGUCCCAUUCGUCUGACAAGGACAAACAACGGUCUGAAAAAGACAAAGAGAAACAUGGUUCCUCGGAUAAAGACAAAGAUAGACAUCGGCAUGACAAAGACAAAGAUCGACAUCGGCACAGUAAAGAGAAAUCUAAACAUCGCGAUGAGAAAGAAAAGAAAGAAAGGAUUAAAGAAGAGAUUAAAAUAAAAGAAGAUCCCGACGCAAUUAUUGGACUGGACAUUAAACAAGAAAUUAAAUUGGAACAAGAGACUUAUGAAAAAGCGGAAGAAGAUUACGAUAGUGGAGACGAUAGUCAAAGACUGUACAUCAAAGAAGAGGAUGAAGAAAUUAAGGAAGAAAAUAGCAUGGAUUCAAACGAUGGAAAUGACACUAGACUUUCUGAAAUGCAUAAUACAACUAUUAAGUCUAUGGAAGAAGAUGAAGAUAUUGAUGAAGAUAUACCAUUAGCAAACAGAUCGACAAUAUCACCAGGAAUUAAAAGAAAAGUAGAAAGCUCAGAAGAAGAUGAUGACGUACCCUUAUCAGCUCGGAAAAAAUCAAAAAAAGAACCUGCGGCAGCUAAGAAAAAGAAGAAAAAGAAGAUUAUCAGUGAAAUUGAAGAUUAUGAUGACCGCGAAGAGAAAGUACAGAAAAAACGAAAGCCAAAAGCUGUGAAAGUAGAAGUCGAAAGUCCGAAGAAAAAAAAGAAGGAGGAAGAACAAGAAGUUUGGAAGUGGUGGGAAGAAGAGAAAAAAAACGAUGGAACCAAAUGGCAUUUCUUGGAACAUAAAGGACCAGUAUUUGCACCGGAAUAUGAGCCUUUACCUUCCAGUGUUAAAUUUUAUUACAAUGGCAAAGAAAUCAAAUUGAGCCACGAUGCCGAAGAAGUAGCAACAUUUUAUGCUCGUAUGUUAGACCAUGAUUAUACAACGAAACAAGUAUUUAACGAUAACUUUUUUCACGAUUGGCGUGAAAUUAUGACAGACUCGGAAAGAGCCAAAAUUACAGACUUGAGAAAGUGUAAUUUCACAGAAAUCAAUAAUUACUUCAUUCAGAAAAGUGAAGAGCGUAAGGCUAUGACAAAAGAAGAGAAAAAAGCUAUCAAAGAGAAAAAUGAAGAAAUUCAAAAGGAAUAUGGCAUUUGUACUAUCGAUGGUCACAAAGAAAAGAUUGGUAAUUUUAAAAUUGAGCCACCGGGCUUGUUUAGAGGGCGUGGAGAGCAUCCAAAAAUGGGAAAAUUGAAAAGGAGAGUAAAUCCAGAAGAUGUACUAAUUAAUUGUUCUAAAGAUUCGAGUUUCCCCAAAGCUCCAAACGGUCGUAGGUGGAAAGAGAUUAGACACGAUCCUACAGUAACUUGGCUAGCAUCUUGGACUGAGAAUGUCCAAGGACAAGUUAAAUAUGUCAUGUUAAACCCUUCGAGUAAAUUGAAAGGUGAGAAGGAUUGGCAAAAAUAUGAGACUGCUAGAAAACUUGCAAAAUCUGUAGAUAAAAUUAGAGCAACAUAUCGAGAAGACUGGAAAAGUAAAGAAAUGCGUAUUAGGCAAAGGGCUGUUGCAUUAUAUUUUAUUGAUAAACUUGCUCUCAGAGCUGGUAACGAGAAAGAUGAGGAUCAAGCUGAUACAGUUGGUUGCUGUUCUUUGCGUGUAGAGCACAUUACUUUACACGAACAAAAAGAUGAUAAAGAAUAUGUAGUUGUGUUCGAUUUCUUGGGUAAGGAUUCGAUCCGAUAUUAUAACGAGGUUCCAGUGGAGAAACGUGUAUUCAAGAGCCUUCAACUUUUCAUGGAUAAUAAAUCACCUGGAGAUGAACUUUUUGAUCGUCUCAAUACCACAGUAAUGAAUAAACAUUUGAAUGAAUUGAUGGAGGGCCUUACAGCUAAAGUGUUCAGAACAUAUAAUGCAUCAUGGACGCUACAGCAACAGCUAGAAAAACUUACGAACCCUGACGAUACAGUAGCAGAAAAGAUACUUUCCUAUAACAGAGCUAACAGAGCUGUUGCAAUAUUGUGUAACCAUCAACGUUCAGUUCCAAAAACUCAUGAAAAAUCUAUGGAAAAUUUAAAAUCCAAAAUUGACGCUAAAAGAGAUGCCGUAUCAGAUGCAGAAGCAGCUGUUAUUGAUGCUAAACGUGAUGCAAAGAAUGGUUCUGUUAAAGAAAAAGUUUUAUAUGAGAAAAAAAAGAAACAGCUCGAACGAUUGAGAGAGCAAUUAACAAAAUUGGAGGUUCAAGCUACCGAUAAAGAAGAAAAUAAAGAAAUCGCACUUGGUACUAGUAAGCUAAAUUAUCUCGAUCCACGUAUUUCGGCUGCAUGGUGUAAGAAACACGAUGUGCCGAUUGAGAAAAUUUAUAAUAAAACACAAAGAGACAAAUUCCGAUGGGCAAUAGAUAUGGCUGGUGCUGACUACGUCUUUUAACCCUGUGAAUCUCAAUGAUAUGUAACAGUGCGAUUUAUCUCUUUAGUCAAUUUUACUUUAAUUGUGGAAAUGUCUAGAAUAAUAUGAGUUUUUCGUAACUAAAAUUUGCGUGCGUGAGUAAAUGUUGUAUAUUGUCUAGAUAAUUGAUUUCAAGAUAAUUGUCUAGAAAUAUUGAGAGAGAAAAUCUAGUUAAUUGUCUAGAUAAAAUAAUGUUAGAUACGUCUUAUGUUAUCUUAAUGUUUUUAAGAUAAUUUUCGAACACCUCUUGUAAAGGAUGAUUUAAUUUUUUUGUAAUUGACGAAAAUUAAUAUUCAAUGGUAUAAAUAGAUAGGCGAUGAUUUUAUGGUUUGAGUCUGUAAAUUGAUGUUAAUGGCUUUUAAUAACUCAACCUAUUUUGAUUAUGUAAUGAAAUCUCUGCAGUGAAAACAAUGUGAAUUUAUCU